Messenger RNA from Equus caballus (horse), 1102 nucleotides. It is a transcript of the gene DYNLT4, whose product is annotated as dynein light chain Tctex-type 4. Gene Ontology annotation, molecular function: dynein intermediate chain binding. Gene Ontology annotation, cellular component: cytoplasmic dynein complex; cytoplasm. Gene Ontology annotation, biological process: microtubule-based movement. NCBI's taxonomy places the organism in Eukaryota, Metazoa, Chordata, Mammalia, Perissodactyla, Equidae. The record is from RefSeq and is a predicted model, not a curated record.
UCUAAACCCCUGCUGUCCCCUCUCCCCUUAUGACUCGGGCACCCCGCAUUGAGCACGUGCUCGUGGUAGUACACUCCCAGGUUAAGCCAGAGCCAGGACUGGAGGGAGGGAACCAGGAAGGGAGGAGUGCUUGCCCAGCAACCCAUGGCAACCCCACAACACAGGCAAGGGGCCCUUAUCCUCCCACCUGCCCAUCAGGACUGUGGAGCUAGGAGAGAGCUCGGAGGCCAAAGGCUGCAGGUGACUCAGCCCUUAAUCUCUAAGCACCUAGGAAUCCACACAGCCCCGGACUAUUUGAUUCACCUGUCCCAAAAACACAGUGUGGGUCUUCCAGGCGGCAGGUCCAUGGCUGGCAGGCCUGUGCUCUCCGGACUCCAGGAGGAGGAGACUGCCAAAGAUCCUGGGCCGAAACUGUCACCGGUGCGGCCCCCAGGCCGCCUGCCCAGCAUUGAUGAGGCCCGACCAGCAGGCCCGGGCCCGGCCUCCCGCCGCAGCUCCAUACUGGGCCUGGUCUCGUCCUUUUCACGCCGCAACUCACUGGCCGGACCAGGCCCGGGUCCCGGGGUUCGGCGUCCGUCGCUGGGCCCCGUGCCCCCUCUAGGUUCGCGGGUCAGCUUCUCGGGGUUGCCCCUGGCGCCGACGCGUCGCCUGGCGCCCUCUUACCGCAUGGAGCCGGCGCCAGGGCAGCGCUGGGAGGUCGCGCGCGCGCAGCGGGCACUGGAGGCGGCGCUGGCCGCGGGGCUGCGCGACGCGCGCUACUCGGGCGCCGAGGCCGGGCCGCUGGCGCGGGAGCUGUGCGAGCUGGUGCGCGUGCGCGUGCGCGAGCUCAGCCCGCCGCGCUACAAGCUGGUGUGCAGCGUGGUGCUGGGGCCGCGCAGCGGCCAGGGUGUGCGCGUGGUCAGCCGCGCGCUCUGGGACGCGGCGCGCGACGGGCUGGCCUCCGCCACGUUCACCAACGCCACGCUCUUCGCCGUGGCCACGGUCCACGGGCUCUACUGCGAGUGAGGAGGCCUCGAGAUUCUGCAAAACCGUUUAUUCUCCCAGGAAAAAGCCUUCCCUGGGGCCCCCAUCUGAAUAAAUAAAUGUCUGUCAAUAAAUAAAA